AUGGAUUUUAGAUGGAGUAUCUGCCAAAAUGUAGACCAGAUAUUGAAAUUAAUUUGGCAUUUUAAACGACUGGUUGUUCACAAGAAUGUUGUUCUUUGUGGUGAAUCUAAAUUCUUCCAGUAUAAAAGAUUGCUGAGGAAUAAUUUGGAAAUUGCAGCAAAAAUAUGCCAUCAGCUAAAUAUCCACAAUGGUGUCAUUGAGCAUUUUGAGCUUUGCAGUUUUCGUUUACCUUUCUAA
Molecule: messenger RNA, 237 nt
Organism: Brugia pahangi
Lineage: Eukaryota; Metazoa; Nematoda; Chromadorea; Rhabditida; Onchocercidae
Source: the annotation of a GenBank genome assembly